UAUCCACCUCCCCUCCCCUUGGGAAACCUAGGAAAGGAGGGUUUGCUGCUGGUUUCUGUCAGCGCCACAGACCUCUCCACAAUAUCCAGGGCGAGAUCUAGGAAUCUUCGAACAGAAACAGCGAAACAGGAAGACACUUGGCCAUCGACUCAUUGCGCUUUGCCAGUGGUGAGAUCGCGGUGGGUUGAUUCUCCUCACCUCUCCAUGCAGUCACUAUGCAGAGAGCAAUCGGCUUCCCUGCACUGUGCCUGCUUGUUAAUCUCCACGCUGCAGGAUGUUUUUCAGGAGAUAGUGACCACCUCUUGGCAAUUCAUCAGAGGAAGAUUGGGAAGCCUGUAUUUAUCUAUCAUCACGCGCAAACUAUUGAGAAGAGCUUGGACACAAGCCAUGAAAAAACAUAUAAACACAGCUUCCAUUCCCCUUCUCAUAUGCAAACAAGCAAACGACAUCCUGGCAUAAUUGUUAAGUCCACAUUUACUAGACCUGCGUACGACCCAUCUCUCAAUUUGCUAGCGAUGACAGGUCAAGAUCUAGAAGUGGAAAACCUUCCAAUCCCUGAAGCAAAUGUGAUUAUCGUGGUGAACAUCAAGAGGGACUCUGGGGUAGUAGAUAAAAAGUUGGCUUCAGAGGCAAGAAGAUUCAAGUUUGAAUCUUACCUCUACUACAACCAGUCUGUGUGA
Messenger RNA from Trichosurus vulpecula (common brushtail), 680 nucleotides. Its product is annotated as receptor-type tyrosine-protein phosphatase R-like. The transcript is spliced from 3 exons. The record is from RefSeq and is a predicted model, not a curated record. Lineage: Eukaryota; Metazoa; Chordata; Mammalia; Diprotodontia; Phalangeridae. Bases 216 to 680 code for a protein of 154 amino acids.